Messenger RNA from Bipolaris sorokiniana ND90Pr, 820 nucleotides. RefSeq lists its product as uncharacterized. The transcript has a single exon. The coding region runs from base 113 to 574 and encodes 153 amino acids. Lineage: Eukaryota; Fungi; Ascomycota; Dothideomycetes; Pleosporales; Pleosporaceae. The record is from RefSeq and is a predicted model, not a curated record.
CCAGUCUUGCUUGAACUCUCCAUUCCACACCAGAUACCCACACUUCAACAUCAAUACUUAAUUCAAUUCCCCUCGACUCAACUGUCAACCACACACCCCAUCCACCAUCAAGAUGCGUUUCACCUACAUUGCCACUGCUCUCUUCGCCGCCGGCGCUGCCAACGCCCAGGUUGACAGUGUCAUCGCCUCCCUCACCUCUGCCGUUGGCAACCUUCCCUCUGACGUCGCAUCCAACGUUGAGAGCCUUGCCAGCCGUGUCACCUCCGUUGGCGGUAGUGUCCCCUCGGCCGCCUCCAGCAUCGGUUCCCGAAUCACCUCCGGUGCUGCUGGCCUUCCCUCUGACGCUGCCUCGGCCGCCUCCAGCAUCCGCUCAAGCGCCAACGCCGCUGCCUCAUCUAUCCGCUCCGAGGCUGAGUCUGCUCUCAGUUCCGCCACAGCAUCUCUCGGCUCUGCAGCUUCCUCUGGUGCUUCCUCAACUGGCAGUCCCCAGGAGACUGGUGCUGCCAACCAGAACGCGCUCCCCGCCAUGGGUGCCGCUGCCGCUGGUAUCUUUGCUCUUGCCGGCCUCCUAUAAGUACUACUAGAUGGAUUCAAAGUCUUUUUGUCGGCAAAUCAUCUUCAUCAGCAUCAUAUUUCCCUCCGAUAGCUUCUUCCAUCGGCCAGCAAUGCUCAGCCAAGAGCUGACGUCGCUUUGUCUCAAACAAACGAGAUAUUAGGGAUAAGAAUGGGUUCAUGGCGAAACUGGGGUAUAUCCAGACGGUCUAUAUUAUAAUAUCAAGUCAUUUCAAUGGAAAUAUUCAAACCUCAUUUCCCUCCCUUA